CUAGUUCAUUUUACAGAGAAAGAGAGUAAAAGAUAUACAGUAGAGUUUUCUUUCUUCUUGUUUUGUUUCCUGCUUUGGGUUUUUGCCAUGGCUGGUUCUGCGGCAGCCAGUGAUCAGAGUCUGAGAGGAUCGGUUGAAAUUGGAAGGGAUGGGAAUGGAGUUGAGAUGAUUUUGCUUCGGAAUCCUAAGGGGGCUACUGUUGAGGUUAGUUGCCAUGGAGGUCAGGUUCUAUCAUGGAAGACACAGCGUGGGGAAGAACUGUUGUUCAUGGGUAUUGAUCUCAAGAUCUGGCCACACAAGUAUGUGCCUAUAUGCAUUGCAUUGUUCAAGUUUCAUCUUAGGGUGGCUCUGGCAGAUGAUGGAAGCCUGAUUCUGGUUUCACGUGUCCGGAAUGUCUGUAGCAAGCCAUUCACUUUCACAUUUGCGUAUCUCGCGUGUUUGGCUGUCUCUGAUAUUGGUGAAGUGAGAGUAGAGGGAUUGGAAACUUGUGACUAUCUUGACAGCCUUAAAGGAGGGAUGCGCUCAACCGAACAAGCAAUUUCCUUGUCAUUUGAUUCUGAGGUGGAUAGGGUCUAUGUAGAAGCAGAAGGUGUCAUUGAAGUGUUAGAUCAUGAAAAGAGACGAACCCUGAAAAUAAAUAGAGAAGGACUUCCAGAUGUUGUGGUGUGGAACCCAUGGGAUAAGAAAUCCAAAGCCAUUGCAGAUUUUGAAAAGAAUGACUACAAGAGAAUGGUAAGUGUCAGUGGGGCAGCAAUUGAGAAGCCAAUCAAAUUGAAGCCAGAGGAGGAAUGGAUGGGACGUUUGAAGCUCACUCUCAGCCUUUCAACUAGAAUAGAGGAGUCGUCUUCAAAGUCCGGCUGCUCAACUUCGAUGUAAAUAGGCAACAAGUUGGCAACUUCAAGGCCAGAAUCAAUUUUGAAUUCAUUGAUGAGAUUACUACUGAAACAGCUUAGGUCAUUGUUUGAGUUUCGCCUUCUUCAUUGAAAACAAGUUUUCUUGGAAUUUUGUAAAAGCAAUUCAUUAAGCAGAGUUGGGCAUUUUAGUGCCAUGAAAGUAGUAAGAUUUUUGCUCUCUUUAUUUGUUGGUGAUGAUGGGUAUUCCUUAACUAACCUAUAAAAAUAAACUGAAAUU
This is a messenger RNA of Rubroshorea leprosula, 1131 nucleotides long. Lineage: Eukaryota; Viridiplantae; Streptophyta; Magnoliopsida; Malvales; Dipterocarpaceae. The record is from the annotation of a GenBank genome assembly.